UACAACAGACCGCGCGUAGCUGUUACAGACGACACACCUGUCAGAUUGGAAGGGGAAGGAAAAUGCCCUCGUACAACUACACGACAUGUUUCAUGGCCGCAGUGACAUUCGCUGCAAUCACCCUAGCUUCAGCCUCCAUUGGAUCUAGAAUACUAAAAGUGCCGCUUUUUGACGUUGGACCUAUGUGGCUCCAAGCAGUGCGGGAUUUGGGCGCGGAAAUGAAGUCCGUGGUGACAUCUCUCUUCGAACAGGACACGUGGUUGUGCCCUUGGACCUAUGUCAUGUUAGGCAUCACUGGAUUCUGUUUAUAUGUCGGCUACUAUAUCUUCGUUGCGCCCUUGAAUCGAAUAAGACAAAAGUCAGAUUUAGGGUAUGUUCCUCAAGGUGGAAUGUCAAAGCGAGAUAUGGCCAACCUGGUCCAGAAGAGACGCGUUGUCGGGGAUCUACCCCCGGUUUAUCCCAAUGGCUGGUUCGGGGUGAUUGAAGCCCAUGAAGUGAAAAAGGGAGAGUCAAUGAGCAUAGCAUGUCUCGGAGAAAAUUUUGCCGUUUUCCGUGACGAUCAUGGCGAGGUGCACAUUCUUGAUGCCUAUUGCCCACACAUGGGUGCAAACCUGGGUGUCGGUGGGCGUAUUCAUGGGGACUGUAUUACGUGCCCGUUCCAUGGCUGGAAGUUCCGAGGAUCUGAUGGGAAGUGCACAUCGAUACCAUAUGCUGAUAAAGUGCCUGACAUGGCUAAAGUUAAAGCGUACCCAACGUACGAAAUCAAUGGUUGGAUCUACGUCUGGUACCAUGCAGAGGGGGAGGAGCCUUUCUGGUGGCCGGAGGAAAUUAAAGAAAUAACCAAUGGAAGUUGGUCGUAUAGAGGGCGCACUGAACACAAUAUCAAUGCUCAUAUCCAGGAAAUUCCCGAAAAUGGUGCCGACGUAGCUCACUUGAAACAGAUCCAUGGUCCCAUCCUCCUAUCGGGGACGGACAUCCGAUAUAUGUACAGCAAAAUGUGGGACUUUGUAAAACAUUCGUGGGAUGCAUCAUGGAGCGCCCGCACAGACCCAGAUGAGAAGCACAUUGGUUCUUUACAGUUGACGCAUAAUCUAGAAUUAUUUGGUUGCAAAUUUCCUGGGUUAGAACUUCAUGUGGAGGCGCGACAGAUUGGGCCUGGAAUCGUAUACCUAUUUUUCAACAGCAUAUUCGGUAGUGGUGUAUUCGUACACUCCUUGACACCGACUGAGCCACUGAAUCAGAAGAUGGUUCAUAACGUGUACGCGAACUGGACCAUGCCAACCAUCAUUGCCAAGGGGUACCUCUUGGGAGAGGCACUACAGGUGGACCGCGAUGUGAUGAUUUGGAACAACAAACGAUAUGAGCGGCGCCCCCUUUUUGUCAAAUCUGCCGAAGACUCCCUGAUCGGGAAGCACAGGCGGUGGUACUCCCAAUUCUACUCUGAACACAGUCCGAAAUUAAAUUUCCAAAAGGAGACGUUGGACUUCUAGGUUCUUGCAGUCAGAUUAGUCAAAGAUUGUGGUCAUCUUGUCGACAGGUGCAGAGACAAGCACAACAGGAUAAGAGCCAAGAAUGGCGACAUAUUUUCAACAUCACAGGCUGUUUUCAUUCAAAUGUACUGACAAGAUGCUCUGUCGUGGUGUCACAGCAAAGGUUUCGCUCGCCUUCUCUGUGAAAACAUUGAUAUUUGUGAUUGAGAGACAGGUUGUUAUUGUGAUGACAUGGCCGUCCUCAAUACUUGUAGGCUCAUAUGGACUUUCACAGGUGUUAGGAUUUACUCCUGGUCAGGUCAUAAUGUGACCACUCUGAGAACACGCCAAAGUGCAUGAAUAGACAUUAAUGUCAAGAGCUGAUAAAGACUUGUUCUUGAUGCUGUUGAUAAGACUGUAGAUCUGCCCCUCUGAAACAAAGGUGUGGAGAACACUGACUAUAGAUCUCAUACCUGUUGUACCAUAUAUCCAACAUGCUUUCAAUGCUACACCCAUGUUAUUAUUGCAAUUUCAUGUUUGUAAGUUUUUGUCCAUGCUUUUCAAUUGUUUUAAAGGUGUAGUCAGUUUGUGUACAUUGUUUUUGUGUAUCCCAGAGACAAUUGGAUAUUGCUCGAGUAUAUAUAAGCAAGACAUGUCAAUUUGCUUAUAGUUCAUUUCGUGUUUUUUCCCCCUAAAUUCCUAACUUUGGUGUUUGAUGCAUUUUGUAGCAAUAAUCUCCACAUUUUCCUAAUUUGUGCUAGUCAAAUAAAGUGAUUUUUACUUCAAAGUAAGAUAGUCAUGCAUCUAUUAAAGUCAAUUUCUUUGUGCAUUUUGGGCCACACAGUAAAGACAUUGAAUGCUGUCAUGUUUCCAGUCAAAGUUAGUCAAAUGUAUCAGCUGUUUUGUACAGUGGCAGUGUGAUUCGAUCAUGUUAUGACAGUACUCUUGAAUGAAGAGCAUGUUUCUUCACAAAGUAGGAGUUGAGAGUGCUCUGUCAUUUCCACAAUCUAGAGAAGUUAGAUUCUAGAGAAUAUAGAUGCUACAUCUAUUUUGCUUUACCCAAGGGCCAAUUACUGUUAAACAGGUCAGGAACUGGUGGCACGCGCUGUGAAUGUUGCCAUCUUGAAAGUUGUAGUGACUCCUGACUGUGUUUGCUGCUUUCGUACCCCAAGUCUUUCAGAACUGACACCAGUGACAGACUGUGGGACCUUUUCUGUGAUGUGUGACAGUUUCACAAAUUACAUUCAUUGGAACCGACAAGUGCUUCCUUCUUCUGGAUAUUCGACCUUGUCUUGGGGGAUCCAGGGGGAAGUACUUACACUGUAGAAUGUGCACCCACAAAGUCUCCACGCCUGCAAUCAAUGUUCAAAUGACUCCCCGGUAUAGGACUACCCCCGUACACUGCAUGUUCACCUCGUCUGAUUGGUUGCACUAAAUAACUUCCAAAUUAUCAACAAAUUGUAUGUCAUUUGAAAAGUUGUGGGCGUGGACACUUGGGGCGUGUGCUACUCCAGUUUAGAGAUGUAAAGUGGAGUCUUAAGUGCCAUACAAAUUAGCAAUUUUUGUCGCUUUGACCUGCCACGGAGCCACCACAAUACGACAAGUGAUUGCAAUAACCUGUCAAUAGCCAUAACUUUCGACCACAUUCGUCAUUUUGUCAUGGCGCCAUUGCAGAUUGCAGUGACUAAAAUUGCUCCUUUGAGGGUCGCUUAAAAGAGACUCUCUUGCAUAAGGUAUUUCCAAAAGGACAUACCUAAGUAUAAUCAUUAUAUUUUUUGAUCUGUGACAAUAUAUUUAUUUAUUUAUAACACAAGAUCCUGUGCAGGAGCGUUACUUGUAUUCAAAGUGUUGUGAUUCCGAAAACAAGUCUAAAUUUGUCAGUUUUUGUCGAUCCUACAAACAACAGCCAUGAUUGCAAUGAUUUUGGGAGAAGUCGUACAAAUGAAAAUUUGUCUGAUGUAAAUAGCACAUUUUUAGUUGAAUCGAGUUUUUGCUUUACUAUAUUGAAAGGUGAUGCCCUAUCAUAACGUCUCAUCCAAACACUGUGAUGUUCCCUCUUAGUGUGCGACACCAGACUUGAAACAAUUGUCUUUAAUCUCUUCUUUUGCAUUAUUAACAAGUGUGGAUUAGAUAAUAAUACACACUUGCUAAUAGAAGGCAAGUUACUUGUGAGGUAGGAAUUCAGUAGGCCAUCAGGUCUGACUGAACUUGAUAUCUUGAGUAAGCAUGCUUUCUCGAGUAUGCCAUCCCAUCAUUGCAUCAAGUGGAUUGGUGGAUUGCACUCAGAAAGGCCUAAAAAAUUAACUGAGCCCCUUGUCUAGGUGCUCAAAUAAGAGAGCACCUUUCUAAAAACCAAGGCCUCAAGGAAUCAACCGACUCAAAAUAUAAUACUCAUAAGUACUUUCAUUGUUUUUCUGCUACACUUGUACAUAUUCGAUGUGUAAAAUUAUUACUUUGUAGGUAUUUUGAAAAGACUGAAUAAAUGAGGGUUUUUAU
Molecule: messenger RNA, 3965 nt
Organism: Lineus longissimus
Lineage: Eukaryota; Metazoa; Nemertea; Pilidiophora; Heteronemertea; Lineidae
Product: cholesterol 7-desaturase nvd-like
Exons: 6
Coding region: 63-1490 (475 amino acids)
Biological process (GO): cholesterol metabolic process
Molecular function (GO): oxidoreductase activity; 2 iron, 2 sulfur cluster binding
Source: RefSeq, a predicted model, not a curated record